This is a messenger RNA of Amphiprion ocellaris (clown anemonefish), 7736 nucleotides long. RefSeq lists its product as uncharacterized. The transcript has 10 exons. The record is from RefSeq and is a predicted model, not a curated record. Lineage: Eukaryota; Metazoa; Chordata; Actinopteri; Pomacentridae. The coding region runs from base 328 to 3381 and encodes 1017 amino acids.
AGGGAAUGAGAGAUGUGAGGACUAGAGAAGCAGCACGAUGGUAGGAUGAAAAAAGGGAGGAAGAGGAAAUAUAUGAAGGGAGGAGACUAGAGAACGGGAAUUAGCCUCCGCAUGGAUAAGCCUGCUCUACUGUUAUUACUCUCUCCUGUCUGACUCAUCCCCCCUUUCUCUCUCCAUUCAUUGGUGCAUUCUGCCUGUAUGCACCGAUCAACAUGAACACACACACACACACACACACACACACACACACACACACACACACACACACACACACACACAGGCAGCUCCUCCUCCUCUGCAGUGUAGCGACAGCUUUAGAGAGCAGCAAUGGAGGAGACAGCAGUGCAGAAGGAAAAAACAGAGAUAUCGUGGGAGGGAGGGCAUGAUGGUGGGAAGACAGACUGGAAGAAUGAGUGCUCUCUCUCUUCUCUCCUGAAACAUUCUUGUCUUCUUUGCUGGUCGUCUCCCAGGGACAACGAUGUCGUGGAAACAGAUGAGAGAGUCCUCGCCAAGGUAGCGGAGAUCAGAGUAAGAAGACCACAGCACCUAGCUCUGGAGCUAGAAAAUGCAGUGGCAGUUGAGAACUUGGAACUCCAGGAACAGCAGUCGGACCGCAAGGAGCUGGAGGAGACCCUGGUUAAAUUAGAUCAACACAAAGAGAAGCUGUCACAGCAGAUAAAGGCAACCAGACAGCUCUGCUAUGAAGAAAGUCAACAGAUUCUGUCUCUGCAGGCGGAGGAGGUGCAGAAGGAGAGCCAGGUGGAGGAAUAUGAGAGAGAGCUUGCCAGAGCCAGGUGGAGGUUGAGGAAGCUCAGAGAGGAGGUGAAACAAGCCAAGAGGAAGGCGGAGGAGGCUGGAGAGAGGAACACUCCACUGCAAGACUCCAUCAGACAGUCCUAUGAAGAGAUCCUGCAGGAGGAAAACACUCUGUGCUCUCUGUCAGGAGGGGCAGUUACUCCAGAGAGCCAACUAGAGGAGUCAACAUCCCCGGCAGACACCACUGAAGAUGAUCCACUUCCCAUGAGGCCAUGGGGAAGAAGCCAAUCACUGCCCGCCUAUGCUGACAUGAUAAUGGCGAUUAGUGGCUCGCCCUUCUGCAAUAAUCUAGCUGGUACAAGGGAAGACGACAGUGGGACCAGCUCACCGAAGAUGGACAGAUCUGACAUAGAGGAUGACCCAGACGAAGGAGAGCUCAACGAUGUAGAGAACAAAGACAGAGAGCAGGAAGAGUCCAUUAUUAACCCAAAGCGUCUCAGUCAACUGGACUUUUACCAAGCUGACCCCUUCGCCCACUGUCAGAGUGACCAUGACCUCUUCACUAAACACCUAUUUCCUAUAAUGGAUUCAACUGAUGAAUUUACUUCAGACCCUUUCAAAGGCAGUGACCCAUUUGCAGCAGACAUUUUGUUUCCAGAACCGAACGUUGGCACUGAUGACGGGACGGGAAAUGUCGGCGAUGAGGCAGACACUAGUCUGUCCUGUGCUGAAAACAAAGCCUCAACAGGCACUCAGUGCUUUGAGUCAGAAUUCCCAGAUGAAGACAGUGACAUAGAGAUAAGCUACAGCCGAGAGGACUUAGACGCCAUUGCUGUGGCAGAUGAUUCCCGUGGAUUUAAACCCAUUCAGAGCUCAUCAGAAGAGCUGGGGCCUGAACCGAUCCAGGGCUGGAGGUCCCAGGGCCAGUAUUCUGUAGAAUCAGACCCCAAUGGGUAUGAGCUGGAUCUUGGUGCCAUCUCCCCGCCCUCUGACAUAGAAGAACAUAGUCUGGGAUCUCUAGCUGGGGAGGCAACCAAUGAGGCAACAGGAGGACUAGAACAAGGUCUGCAUUCUGGUGUGGCUGAGGCUGUCACCGAGCAUGGUGGGCCUGUCCUUUUCGAACCAGAUUGGGAACGUAACGUAGAGGAAACGCUGCUCUGUGAUAUAACUUCCUCUCAGGCAACAGAAUGGGCUGGCGACACUGACCAGGAGCCCCAAAAUCCUGCAACUCCUCAAAACUCGCUAGAUUCCCUGAACCGUUCUGUUCAGCCUGACUCACAGCAGAACAGCUUUGAGUUAAACUAUGAACCAACCAGUCAGUCUUCCUUUGACCCAUAUGGGUUCAAGCUCAGUCCAGAGCAUUCUAGUCACACCCUCUUAGACCCUGAUGAAGCUGAGCUAAGCCCAGAACCUGCUGAAAAUGAUCUAGCAUUUGAUCCAGAGCCUUCCUCUUCUCAACCAGACCAACUCAACUUCGAUGCCUAUGGGUUUGAUAUCACUUCCUCCGAGAUGGUACGGGACUCUGACCCGUAUGGCUUUAAGCUCAGCCCUGAGGAAGAGAACCAGGAGGUAUUGGAUAUAUGUGCUCAUGAUAACCAGGAGGCAAUGGACCUUUGCACCUAUGACAACAAUAAGCAAAUAAAACCCUCUAACUAUAGCAACCAGGAAGUAGUGAAUCCUCACAUAUGUGAAAACCAAGAAGUGCUUGAACAUUGUAGCCACAAUAACCAGGAAUUUCUGGAUUUGUGUAGCAAUGGAAACCAAGAAGUGCUGGAACCAUCUAGCCUUGACAACAGGGAGUUGGUUAUGCAUGAAAACCAGGAACUGCUGGAUCUCUGUUGUCAUGACAACCAAGAGGUGGUAGAACCCUAUUCCAAUAUUAGCAAUGAGGGACUACUUGAACCUCCUGACUACGACAACCAAGAAGUGCUCGAAUCUUGUAGCCAUGGCAAUCGGGAACUGCUGGACUUCUCCCAUUCUGAAAAUCAGGAAGUGCUUGAUUUAGAUAGCCGUGGCAACCAAGAACUGCUGGAUUUUGGCAGCAAAGAAAAUCAAGAAGUGCUGGUUUUAGAUCGCCAAAACACACAGGGACUCCAGGAUCUCCGUAGCCAUGAAAAUCAGGAAUUGUUAGACUUAGGUAGCCAUGACAACCAAGAGGUGCUAAACAUGCUGUGUAAAGAAGUUUCCCCAGAAGCUAACAACAACCAAUGCAUUGUGGAGCCAGAGCGCAAUGUCAUUUCUACCAAUAACAGCUCAGAUAGUGAUGUGGCAUCAGAAGACUUGCUAGGAUUGGAACUCUGCAACACCACUGUCUGCACUGCCAACACCACAAACACUAUUACUGCUGACAUGGCCAUCAGCAACAGGUCUGCCAACCUGGACCUCAGUUCUUCCACUGCUCCGAACCAUCAGAACUUGUUAGAAGGGGAUCUGGGUUUAGUGUUUGGGGCUGGAGGAUACAUUGGUUGUCCUGAUGUAGCUGACGACCUAGAGCCCAUGGACAGAAAGCAGGCAAAGCCAGCAGCAGAACCAGUACAACCAGUCAGACCAGUUAGGCCACCUCGGCCAUCUCUCAGGGCCAAGGAGAAGGCCCAGUCCCAGACUAAGGGCAUCGACCUGAAGUGAUCUUUCACCAACAAAGACUCGUGGGGGUUACCAUGUCAGCAGGUGUCAACGUAAUGGGGAAUAAAGCAAGAGGAUGGAUGAUAAAGUGGAGACAAAUGACAAUGAAAAAAAGGACGGACAAUUAAAUAGAAGGGAGAGAGACAUCGUUCUGUUAUGUUCAUAAAGUAGUCUAAUCAAGUCAGAAGAGAAAGAGAAGUAAAUAACUGUAAAAAGUAACAGAUACCAUGGUAAUAGUUAGCUCUGAAAGACUUAUUAAUUAAUGUUAUGGAAAUGUGAUUAGCUUGUUGCUUCAGCCUAUAUAGAUUGAUUUAUAGAAGUCAGGAUUGGAAGCAACUAUCUGAAAUUGAACAGCAUUCUUCGAGGGUUGUCUAACAUAAAAUAAACUGUUCCCAGAUUUUUUUUUUUUUGUCACAGCUAAUGCCAGUUAAUUAACUAUGAGGUUUUUAUUAAUUGUGAUCUAUGAUGUGAUGAUUUUAUGAAGGUUCUGACAGAGCUGGCUUGUCUGCAGCGAAAAAAUACCCCCAAUUUUGAUUUGAAAUUAAUGUCGGAACAUGUAUAGGUGGACUUUAUCACAUAGAUGAAAUGUAUAUAAAUUAUAUACUGUACUCUGCUGUUGUGGUUUUGAGAUUAUCUAGUCAAUUAGUAGUUUAGGUCUAAGUUGGAUGCAAGCUGUAGAGGGAGUUUGGUCAGGUUUCACAGUGAGUGUUUAGCCAUACAAUCAAUACAGUAACACACCCAGUGUUUUCACUCAUCAUCACUUUAAAGUGCUCCUUCAAGAGCUUUUUAACAGCAACCUGAGAAACAAUGGUUCACUGCCAACUCUGGCUUUAAGUUUCAAGCCUGUUUCAUGUCUGACUACAGCUAUACUUUGGUCAGAUGUGUAAUUUGGUGCAUGUGACAGUAUACUAGAGUACACCUGUGCAGCAGUGAUGUAAGGUGAGUUCAGAAAAACAAGCUUUUAGGUGAGUGUUAAGUUCCUCUCUGAAGCAUUUAGCCGCUGAAUUUAGUACUUAAAUGUUAUAAUCAGUAGCAGUAAAGAACUGGACUGUCACCAAGAAUACAUUCAACUUUAAAUGUCUUUUACAAUGCAUUUUUCUACAUCAUUGUCCCACUUCCAUGCUAUAAUAUUAAUACAGCUAGGUGAAAACUAUGCACUAAUAUUAGUUGUGUACUAUUUUGGUAGAUAGCAAACCAGACAUUGAUUUUCUUAACAAUUUGACACUGACAGAUGAAGAUUACUUUCCCCAAAGACUACUGCCAAGAAUUUUCAAGGAUUUUGAGCGCAUUCUGAGCAGUCGCUUUAGUCUUUGCACUACUGUCUGCCUUUGUCAGUAUGUUGGUAUGAAGUAUGCAACUGGGACUCAGAUAGGUUUGCUUUGGAUUUAGUUCAGCACUUACCCUUUACAGCACAAGAUGGUCAGAGGGCAUUGUUCAUCUAGCACAAAUUGGCUUCAAACGUUCAGAAUAUUUUUGGGCCAUGUCUGAUAAGAAAAUAGUUUCCAACAUGUUUACCCUCAUUUAACCAAAGACAUCAGAAGCAUGGGAGAACAGAUGGAAAUGGGCUUUAUACUAAUUGUAACUGCUCUGCCACUGCUCAUUCCAAACUGUUGAUGUAUGACUGUGUGUGAGGGGAGUAGGUAGGGCUGCUGAUUGGUUUCAGAUCGUACUGCAUGGCGUAUAACAUCUGCUGUCAAACUUGCAAUUACUGACUUUUUGUUCACUUGGGGGUUAGUGGAAACAUGUUGUGACCACAAGCAACAGAGCAAUGUUAUUAUUCAUUGGAGUGGUUGUGUAACAUAUUCACUCCUUUUUUCCCUCUCUUUUUGGUCUCUACCAGCUCCUGGGGGAAAUAUGUGACUGUUUAGUGCUAAAUGCAUGGCAGUGUUCACCAACUAGUCUCUGUCUGUCAUCUGGUUCCUGUUGAGCAGGUAGAGUACAAUGGCUUUUUCUCUGAAAAUAGUUGUCUGCUGUGGUCAAAUAUGACACUAUGAGCACUAAAAGCGAACUAUAACUGUUAAGUUGCAGCUAGCUGGCUGAACAAUGAGCUGAAACUCACCAUUGAGCUCUUUCAAGAUAAGAUGGAGCUGCAGAUUGAGCUGAUCAUUUUCUGUAGGUUCAUUACUACCAGAGUGCGGUUGUAUUAUUUUCACAAUACAAUUUGUUGUUGUUACUGAUUAUAGCUGAUUUAAGGUUACAGACACACAAAUGCUGUCUUGCAUACCUGACCAGUAGACAAUACAUUUUGUCUACUGGUCAGGUAGCAAUGCUGUCAGGAUUCAUCAGACAGUUAGCAAAUGCAAUGAGAAGUGUACAUAUAGAUGUAUACCCAUAUAAAAUGAAAAAAGAAGUGGAUGUAUGAGAAAACGUGGUGUGUAUGAUGAAUAUAUAUCCCAGGUGACAGUCUACCUUAACACUGGAACAGACUGUGCAGGUGCUGAGCAAACAUUUAAAUUCUUAAGUUUUUGUUCUGUCUACCUCAUUACUGCUUUACCAUAAUUACAACAUUGCAAACCUAGUGAAAGCAAACAGGCAGGUCAAAAGACUAAUUCCUGUGUACAUUGUAUAACCAAGACAAUAAAAGUUCAAUCUACAGCUUUCAAAAUCAUGGAUGCCACCAGAGCACCAGCAUCUUUGCAUCAGUUUUAUUUACAACCAGAAAAGUAGGUGUUGGGUAGAAGACCAGCUUUUCUUCAGUGCAUGUCAUGUGGCUUUUUCCUCUCUUUCUACUAUCUCCUGAGUUACCGUUUUGUUUUUCUCCUUCACUAAAGGAAACAAAAAAUCUACAAAUGAACAACCUACUUGCUAAAAAUGGCAGGUUUUGUAAGAUGGGAUUGUGCAGGAAGGCAGGCCUACAGGGUUCUGUGAGGGAAUAACCUAUUUUAAUGACAGUGCACGCCUCCUUGCAUACAAAUGUUCCAUCUAAACUAUUCCACUUCAUAAUUUUGCUGGGGCACUGUUGCUGUCUGCUGGGCUUAGCAUUGCUCAAGACAAUUGUUGUUAAUAAAAAAGAAAUUAUACAAACAGGCCAGCAUCUUUCCCCAACUAGACACAUGCUGAACAUUGCUACUAUAUUAAUGCUAUUUAAAUGUCCCAAAUCUCAUACAUGGAACCAUGAAAUAUCAAACAGAACAAUUCAAACAUCAUGCAAAAAUUCAGUUUGCAACAAAGGGGUCCAUCUCCUCACAAAAACCUCACUCACACAACCAAAGAUGUUCCAUGAGAUAGCGACUGUACAGUGGAAUCUCUGAUAAUACACACUUUGCAGGAUAUUGUCUUUCAGUAUGUGUCACCAUCACCUACCUCCAUAUUAAAUUAUUUUAGCUGAACAUGAAGUAUGCAUAUCACUAUUAUGCCUUAUUUUCCUUAGAUUUGUGUUUAACGUCAAAGGUCAAAGUCAGAUUUCCUGUUUGCAAAACCAGUAAAGUAAAGCUGUAGUGGAACAUGACAGCUUAGAGUUUGUUAGAAGCACAUAGAGAAAUGCUAACGUACUGCCUGGCUGACUUACCCACUGGUGUCCAUGGGGAUAUGGAAUUUGUUGUGUGGGGUCAAUAAGAAUAGAAUCUUAUGUCCUGGAAGUUUAAAAACUCAUGUAGAGGAAUUUAUUGAAACAGGAGGGCAUGUUACAAUAUUGUCAUUGUGUAGAAUACUCAUGCUGAACACCUAAUUAACCCUAUUAGAGGCAGAAGAUCGUAAAAGUUUUUCCGUCCUCUUGAAACAUAUUUUUGCAGUUUCUGUUCCCAUUUUGAACCACUUGAAAGUGAAUGAAGUUAGAUUUUAAGACUGUCUUACAAAUGUCAACAUGUUUUAUUCCCAUUUUCAGUCCAGAGCUAAAACUGAUUCGUGUAAAGGUAACAGUUGUUUUACAUAUUAAAAGAACUGCUGAAAAUGCAUCACUGUACAUAGGCACAUGUAGCACAAUAAACAUCUCAUUCCGUGCACUGUAAAAAUGAAAAAGUUAGCAAGCAAUUUUAUUAUUUACACAGAAUGCAGUUGAACUAUUUGUUGUUUCUGACUCAUUUAUUUUUGUAUUUAUUUAUUUUUGUAUUUAUUGAUUUACAGGCUGCUUAUAAUGUCUGGACAGGAUAUGAAUAUUACUGAAAGCAGUUAUCAGAGCAGUAAUAUUGUUCAGAGAGUCAGAGAUGAACUUGCUUCUGGAGCUUUUCAUUUUUUGCAGUGUGUGUUUUCUAUGAUACAGAUGUAUGCACUUUAAAGCCAUGGUUGAAGGAAACCAUAUUCAGAAUAACUUUUGGCCAUGGCUUUUUGUGAUGAUGAUAAAACUAUGUGUGGUGUACAUGUUGCUGUCUAAAUGUGAUGUUCUGUGAUGAAAAACUAAAGAAUAAAAGUAAUCUAUAAUA